Molecule: messenger RNA, 1901 nt
Organism: Rhinichthys klamathensis goyatoka
Lineage: Eukaryota; Metazoa; Chordata; Actinopteri; Cypriniformes; Leuciscidae
Gene: porcnl
Product: porcupine O-acyltransferase like
Exons: 13
Coding region: 293-1642 (449 amino acids)
Biological process (GO): Wnt protein secretion; lipid modification; protein palmitoylation
Cellular component (GO): membrane; endoplasmic reticulum
Molecular function (GO): Wnt-protein binding; palmitoleoyltransferase activity
Source: RefSeq, a predicted model, not a curated record
CGCCGGCUGUGCGGAGGAAGUGAACGGUGAACGCAGAAGCAGCACGCGCGCGGGAGUCAAGUUUGGUUGAACUCCGGUGUGUUCAUUACCACGACAGCGGCUGCGUCUCUGCACUGAGUCUCACAGAUGUUUAUGAUCGUGCUAACGGAAUGGAAAAGACACCUUGAUAAGCUGGACGACACAAUCCACUGGAAAAAUCCUCUUCCUACUUCCGGGUGUGAGGUUGUAGCGCAGGAUACUUCUGUGCUUCUGGAGAUCGUCUGUGUGUAACAGCGUUUCUGGGGAUAUUACUAUGGAUUCCUAUGGACGUGUGGAGUUCCUGCAGGCUCUAGCAGAGGGCUGUGUGCUACCCACUGCCCAGCAGGGUUUAGAGCAGGUGUGGCAGCUUCUGCUCCUCUGCCUGCUGUGUCGGGUCAUCUGCAGACUAGGUGUCUCGUGUCAUGUGAAGCAUCUGAGCUCGCUGGCAGGCGGUCUGUAUGUGCUGUACGUGUUCUUUGAGCUGCACACGAUGUGGGUUAUUAUCCUGAGUCUCCUCUGCUACCUCAUCCUGCUCCUCAGCAUAAACUCCAGCAACCGAGGGGUCUUCCUCUCCGUCGUCAUCCUCAUCUACAUGCUGAUGGGGGAGCUUCAUAUGAUAGAUGCAGCAACCUGGCAUAAGAUGAGAGGCUCUCAGAUGGUGGUGGCCAUGAAGGCCAUCUCUCUGGCCUUUGACCUUGAUCGAGGCGCUGUGUCCUCCUUUCCCUCCCCACUGGAGUUCAUGGGAUACCUCUACUUUCCUGGAACCGUCAUCUUUGGCCCAUGGAUCAGUUUCGCCCGCUACACAGAUGCAAUUAAUGGACAAAAAAUGAGCCUUGGCUGGUUCGGAAAGAUUGCUCUGAGCUUUCUGAGGAGUCAGAUCUGCCUGGUUAUUUCCAACUGUAUUGCUCCUUAUCUCUUUCCUUACUUCAUUCCCAUCUACGGAGAUGGACUUCCUCGUAGGUGGCUUCACGCUUAUGAAAAUGCAGUGUCCUUCCACUUCAGCAAUUAUUUUGUCAGCUACUUGAGUGAAACAACCACUGUGAUGGCUGGAGCUGGAUUCUCUGAGCACAAAGACCACCUAAAAUGGGAUAUUACAGUAGCUAAACCUAUGAAUGUGGAAUUGCCGAGGUCUAUGGUGGAAGUUGUUACCUCUUGGAAUCUGCCCAUGUCCAAGUGGCUUAACGCAUACGUCUUUAAAAAUGCACUCAAACUUGGCUCCUUUCCUGCCAUCUUGGUGACCUACACCGCCAGUGCAUUGUUACAUGGUCUCAGCUUUCAUCUAGGGGCCGUGCUUCUGUCUUUGGGAUUCAUCACUUACGUUGAACAUGUCCUGAGAAAGCGGUUGGCGGCUAUAUUCAGUGCUUGUAUACUGUCAAAGCGCUGUCCAAGUGACUGCCAUCACCAAAAUAAGAAGACUGUGUGGGUGUAUGGUGUAAACAUGUUCUUCAGUGCAUUGUCAAUAUUCCACCUGACAUACUUGGGAUCACUUUUUGACUCUGAAAUGGACAACAUGCACGCUGAGGAGGGUUACAUGGCCAGUCACACCAUUCAAAAGUGGUCGGAGCUAAACUGGGCGAGCCAUUGGGUGAUGUUUGGCUGUUUUGUGUUUUAUUGGCUCAUUUAAAGAGAAUGCUAUAGUAUUGAAAACAAUCAAUGGGUCAUUCACUGAACCUGAACAUGAAAUAUGGUGGAUGCUUGCUGAGAAACCAUAGACUGCCGUUUUCAACAAUCAGCGUUACCACAUCCAUCCUUCUGUCCCUCACAUGGAGAAGAGUGCCAUAAAAAGUGCCUUACGACUCAUGGUUACAAGAAUAAUUUUGUCAUAAUAUGAUGAUACUUGUUCUUUUUAUUUUGAUUUAGAUUAGGUAAAAUUUUUGAUUAAA